GGCAGUAAGCUGCAGUGAAGGGGCAUCGAGCCGACUCCUUCACCUUGUAGCUCGCCAGCUCGGCCGCCCGCGGGUCCUCGGCGCCGGCGAUGCGCUCCGCUCCCGCUCCGCCGGCCGUCAGUGGUCGCUAUGGCCGGAGACGGCGCGGUGGGGACGGCGGACAUCACCGCUCGAGCGGAGGCGGUGCUCGCGCGAUGUCGCCAGCUGGGCGUGCAGCCGGCCCAGCUGCGCCGGCUGACCGGCUACGGCCGUCUGCUGACGGAGGGUGCUGAGCUGAGUGACUGCGGGAGCCGGCGGCGGCGCUGGGUGCUGCCGGCCUCGCUGGCGCUGCUGGUGGCCGUGCUGCUGCAGCAGCAGCUCUAUACGGUGGCCGGCCUGUCGCGGCUGCUCUUCAGACUGGAGGGCAUCAGCGAGCACGCCGAACAGUGUACGAUAGAGAUGCCUCCGAUGAUGGCCGACCUGACCACGGCCCCGGUCAACUGCUCCAUGUGCGCCGAUAUCGACCGGGUCGACAGAGUCUCCAACAUCACACCGGAGGAGUUCGAGCAAAAGUACGCCUACUCGGGCCGGCCGGUGGUGGUCACCGACGGAACCGCCUACUGGACGGCACCGCGCGUCUUCAACUUCAACUUCUUCAAGGAGCUGUACGGCCCCAGCUCGCCCGUCAUCGAGAGCACCGACAACAGGGGCUGUCAGUUCUUCCCCUACAAGACUAAUUUCCGAUCGCUGCGGGAGGUGUUCUCGAUGUCCCAGGACCGAGCUGACAUGAAGCCGGGAGAGAAGCCGUGGUAUAUCGGAUGGUCCAACUGCGACUCGGCGGCGGCCAACGAGCUGCGCCGUCACUACAGCCGGCCGUACUUCCUGCCCGACACCUCAGAGUCCAGCCGACUCGACUGGAUCUUCAUGGGCACGCCCGGCUUCGGCGCCCACAUGCACAUUGACCACGUGAGGAACCCGUCGUGGCAGGCCCAGCUGCACGGCCAGAAGCUGUGGACGCUGCAGCCGCCACCCGAGUGUCAGAGCGUGUGCCGUCGGAUGGAGACCACCGUCAACCCGGGAGAAAUCAUUGUACUGGACACCAACAUCUGGUACCACAUGACGACCAUCGUCUCGGACGUCAUCAGCAUCACCAUCGGCUCUGAGUACGACUGAGACGUCACUGGACGUCAUCGGACGUCAUCGAGGAUCAUCAGACACGCCAUUGGUGUCAUCACUCCUCGCGAGGCAUCACCAGAUGCCAGCUUACGUCCUGACAGCGAUGUUAGAGUAGGAGGCUGAGGUGUACGCAGGUGAUAAAAGCUUCUGUCUAGUCUCUUGCGCGGCGACCAGCAGCUUGCGAAGAAUACACAUUCGAAGAAUAGAAUGGUACCCUUGAAGGUAGAAGGGCGCCAACCGUUUGCAGCUGCUGUGUUGAUGGGGUUUGGGUGAGGCCGUCGAGCUCGAAAGGGCUUGGACCUAUGGAAGGGUGAGGAGGUUUGGACUAUGCAUAAUGAUCAGCGCUGUUAGGCGUUGAAAGCGAUGAUUGUCGUGUCAAUUAUCCUGCGUUGUAUCGCCGUAUUGCGUCAAUUACCAGCUGUGUUGCGCCCGUUGUUUUAUUGUGCCGAAUGCCCGACUGUCGUUCGCUACUGCUUAUAGCAUGUGAGCAUACGCAGUCAAUGUUAAUGCAAACACAUGCUGGCUGAAUUGACGUUCGCCGUCGUACAUAUUAUGCCAUAAAGUUAGGUAUGUG
Messenger RNA from Amphibalanus amphitrite, 1729 nucleotides. RefSeq lists its product as uncharacterized. The coding region runs from base 130 to 1152 and encodes 340 amino acids. The record is from RefSeq and is a predicted model, not a curated record. NCBI's taxonomy places the organism in Eukaryota, Metazoa, Arthropoda, Thecostraca, Balanomorpha, Balanidae. The transcript is spliced from 7 exons.